ACCAUGGGUUGAGGUUACAGCGUGGCUUUAAUUGAGUCUUAUGUAAAACAAUAGGUAUAAGUAAACAAACAAAGUGUACAUUUUCUGUUUUUAAUGUUAUAGUCGGUUAAAUGACAUUUCCAUAAGUUGCAAUUAUGCUACUGGACAACGGCGCUUCGCAGCAGAGAAAGUCUCGUUGGGAUGUUGCACCCUCAGGGAAGAAGUCUGUCAAAGAAGGGUUCAAUAAUUCGAAUACACCUGAUGCCCAACGGGAGGGAAACUCCAGUAUGGCUGGGGAGAUCUCAUCUGGGACGGAGUCGAACUGCAGCUCUCCACAGAAUGAGAGUUGUCUUGUUGGACAGAGCAUGGCUACAGGAAUCGGCCUCCAGCAUGGCUAUCCCUGGUCGUCCACCCUCACUCCUGAACUUCCGGGUGCCCUUGAGGUAAAAACUGAAGCAAACCAGGAACUUUCAAAUCCAGAAAACUACACUGAUUGCUCUUAUAGGCAGGAUUACUAUAAUAGCCAAUAUUACCAAAGCAUGCAGGCAUACAGUGGUCAGAGCACAUCAUAUGUCAACCCUAGUAGUUUUUACGGUUCGAGCUACCCUUCUACAACAUACCCUUUACCUUCUGGAAGUAGGAGCCAGUGUAAGCUAGGUAACGGCUACAACUAUUCUGGCUAUCAGCAAUACCCUUCAUACGGUUCUGGUUACCAAAACUAUCAGCAAGACUACUACCAAAACUACUCGUCGAACAGUGGUGUGGCAGUUGCAAGCUAUUAUUCAACACAGCAAGGCUACUAUCAGCCCCCAUAUUCCCAGAAUGUGUCGGAUUCACCUGCAACUUCUGAACCUCCGUCGCCUGCUAAAGCUGAGAGACGAGUGGAAGGUAAAACAGGACGAGGACGUGGCAGGCGGGUUACCUGUCCUCUCGGACCGCCAAGUCCUGGUAUAGGCUCUGAGUCGAACCUUGAACGAGUCUUCAUAUGGGAUUUAGAUGAGACUAUUAUUAUUUUUCAUUCCCUCCUCACUGGGACAUAUGCCUCUAAAUAUAACAAGGAUACCCAGUCCAUAGUUCAAUUGGGGUUUAAGAUGGAGGAACUAAUUUUCAAUCUUGCAGAUUCCCACUUUUUCUUUAAUGAUGUUGAGGAUUGUGAUCAGGUCCAUAUUGACGAUGUGUCAUCCGAUGACAAUGGGCAGGACCUGAGCUCCUAUAAUUUUUCAUCGGAUGGCUUCUCAGUGUCUUCUGGAGGUGGGGGCACUGCAUGCCAGGGCGGAGUCGGCGUUCGCGGUGGAGUCGACUGGAUGAGGAAGCUCGCCUUUAGAUAUAGAAAGAUGAAAGACGUGUACAACAAUUAUAGGAAUUCUGUGGGAGGACUCAUUGGCCCUGCCAAGCGGGAGCAGUGGCUGCAGGUUCGAUCGGAUAUCGAAACUGCAACAGAUAACUGGCUCACACUUGCAACAAAAUGUCUAAGUCACAUAAACACAAGAGAUAAUUGUGUUAAUGUCAUGGUGACCACAACACAGUUGGUACCCGCACUCGCAAAAACACUCCUAUUCGGCCUUGGAAAUGUAUUCUCAGUCGAAAAUAUCUAUUCAGCCUCAAAAAUUGGAAAAGAAAGUGUCUUUGAACGGAUUGUAACGCGGUUUGGGAGGAGCAAGUGUACAUACGUUGUCAUUGGCGAUGGACAGGAUGAAGAAUCAGCUGCAAAACAACUGAACUUUCCAUUUUGGAGGGUGUCUUCACACACAGACCUCAUAGCACUCUACAACGCUCUGGAUAUGGGCUUUUUAUGAAAUGGUAACUAUGGAAUGUGUAAUUAUUCAAUGUAAUAAACAACUUUCAUGUUGAUAAUUAAGACUUGAAAUAUAUAUUAUUUAAAAUAUUUUAAAAAAUUGACAUUAAAAAAUUGGAUGUAAAUAUUUUUUUGUUUCUUCCAUUUUGGAUGUAAUUAUUGGUUGAAAUCAGUUUUCAAUAUACUUAAAUCAUUAAAUAGAAUUUAGUGUACAUUGAAAAGAAUACACUAUUAUAAAUAAAUCUCCCUAAAAUACUAA
Messenger RNA from Cimex lectularius (bed bug), 2033 nucleotides. RefSeq names its product eyes absent homolog 1 (gene eya). NCBI's taxonomy places the organism in Eukaryota, Metazoa, Arthropoda, Insecta, Hemiptera, Cimicidae. The coding region runs from base 135 to 1775 and encodes 546 amino acids. Gene Ontology annotation, molecular function: protein tyrosine phosphatase activity. Gene Ontology annotation, biological process: multicellular organism development; cell differentiation; negative regulation of extrinsic apoptotic signaling pathway in absence of ligand. The record is from RefSeq and is a predicted model, not a curated record. Gene Ontology annotation, cellular component: nucleus. The transcript has 10 exons.